UGUUGUGUCUUAAGUCUUUUGUGUUUUGUUCUCAUAUUGUAAAUCUACUCGUGGUUUAUAAAGGAUAGGAGAUGUGUAGCUUAUCCAAGUCUUAGCUCGAUUUGAAUCAGUUAGAGUUGAUUGAUCGAGUCGUUUGUAAGUUGGUCAAGUGUGAUUUACCAUCUUAGGUGGUGUUGAGUCCUGGGUAGAGUUAACUAGGACCAGUGGCUAGAGUUAGUCAGUUGAAAGUGUGGUAGAGUUAGUACGCUUGUCUUGUAAUAGAGCCAUUACAAGAGGUGGUGACUAUUAGUGUUUGUAAUCACUUGGUUGCUUGAAGAUUAGCGGAGCAUUUGAAAUCUUGAGGACAGGUCAUGGUUUUUACUUUCCUUGAGCAAGGAAGUUUCCACGUAAACUUGAGUGUUCUCUACAUUAUUGCAUUGUUGUUGUCUCUAUCUUUAUCGUAUUGCAUCUGUUAGCUUAGGGACCAGGUCCCGUUGUAUUUGGUGGACUCAUACAUUUCAUCAGAAUUACACCCUCGGCGUCCGGAUCUCACACUUGAGUGAUAGAGUUUGCAUACGUAAUGAAGCAAAAUGUGCCAGUAGAUCCCAGCAAAAGUAAAAGCUCCAUAUUCACUGUAUAACCUGCUAGAGCCAUGGACUUGGAGUUUACUACUGGAUCCCUUGCAUAAGGAUCCACUAUUGCAAUAUCUUCAUCAUGUUCGACGCCCCCAUUAUAUUUUACAUGCUCAACAUCAGGGGAGGAAUUCUACUUUGGAAAAUCCUUACAACCUUAAUGGAACCUGAAAGAGAGGAAACCAUACUCAGAUUCCGUCGAGGCUCAAAAAGGCGCAAACCUAGAAAUCAUACUCAGAUUCCAUCCACUUCGAGCAAUGAUUCGGCCUUGGUAGUCCCUACGUUACCACAAGAAGUAAUCACAGCAAUUCUUGUAAGACUUCCUGUCAAAUAUCUCUUACAGUUCAAAUGUGUUUCUAAACAUUGGUAUGCUUUAAUCUCUAGUAAUCAUUUUGUAAAGACCCAUCUUAGUUUUUCUGCUAACGAUUUCACUCGACGUAAACUUCUGUUGGAAACGGAGAAGCGUCGUCUGAUUAAGCGCAGUCAUAGACAUUGUUCUGUUAGCUCUUUAUUUUAUGAGUCUGUUACUGAGGCUUUUGAUUUGGAUUAUCCCAUCAAUGACCCCAAAAGAGUUGUCGCUAUUGAAGGUUCUGUUGAUGGGUUGAUUUGUUAUAGUAUUGGGUAUGACUUGGUUCUGUGGAAUCCGUCAACUAGAAAGUUCAAGCAACUGCCUGACCUUAUGCUUAUGCCUCAACAGACGUAUAAUUACCGUUUCAAUUACGGCUUUGGAUAUGAUGAGGCUCUUGAUGAUUAUAAGGUAUUGGCUAUUUUCGAUGAAAACUGCAAAUGUCAUGUCAAUGCAUAUAAUUUAAAGAUUAAAAUAUAUAAUUUAAAGAGUGAUUCUUGGAGAACACUUGAUGAUAUUCAAAGCGAGAUGAUUUACUAUGGUUCGGGCAAGUUGUUGAAUGGGAAGCUUCACUGGGUUACUACUGUUGUUUAUGGUGGUUGGGGAGUCAUGUCCAUUGAUUUGGUUGAUGAGAAAUGUAGGAAAGUGGAGCAGCCCUGCUAUGGAGUAGAAAAUUAUUUUUUGACACUUGGAGUGUUGGGAAGUGAUUUAUCUGUGCUUUGUAGUCAUAAGAGAACUGAUGUGUGGGUUAUGAAGGAGUAUGGGGUUAAAGAGUCUUGGACUAAACUAUAUACCAUCGAAUGUCCUUACCGUGUUCUUUCUCCACCCCUUUGCACGUCAUUUGAAGGUGAAAUUUUGCACGUGUUUGCAUUAACUUUAACAAUAUGCAAUCCAGAGGAUGGUUUAAUGAGAUAUCCAGAGGUUACGAACAUUGAUGUUUAUGUGGAUACGGAUGCGGAACUCUAUAUUGAAAGCCUAGUUUGUCCAGUUUUACAAAACGAACCAAUGACACAACAUUGAAGGCUGCAAAAACCUCAGGUGAAUGACAAUUUGUAGCUAAACGACUUGUUGUUGUGUUGAAUCAUGCAUGUGUACAAACUAACGAACAGAUGCUUUUGCGAACAGCUGCACUUCUAUUAUUAUAAGUCUAUAACUAAUAUUAGUUGCUGUAUAUCUACUAUUUCUACUAUCAAUGUUAUGAACAGAUGUUUGUACUUGCUGUUACAGUGAUCAGGAUUCAGGAGGGGCUAGUACAUGUUAUGCUAUCCUUCAAAAAAAAAAAUUAAUGGUGAUCAUGUCACUAAGGAUUCUUCAGGUACUAUGUUUGAAGAAGAGUUGUGGGUUGUAAAAUACUAUGAUGAUACUUAAUGAUAUAUGGUAUUUGUGUA
Molecule: messenger RNA, 2345 nt
Organism: Capsicum annuum
Lineage: Eukaryota; Viridiplantae; Streptophyta; Magnoliopsida; Solanales; Solanaceae
Product: F-box/kelch-repeat protein At3g23880
Exons: 3
Coding region: 694-1977 (427 amino acids)
Molecular function (GO): protein binding
Source: RefSeq, a predicted model, not a curated record